Molecule: messenger RNA, 264 nt
Organism: Angiostrongylus costaricensis
Lineage: Eukaryota; Metazoa; Nematoda; Chromadorea; Rhabditida; Metastrongylidae
Source: the annotation of a GenBank genome assembly
AUGGCUGCUGUUGGUCCUUUGGAUGAACACGAUAGGCGACCUGCUUUAAUGAUUCGUUUAGCCGAUAUUCAAAAAAAGCUGCCGAUUAUUGCCCGACAUGUGAUCGACGAAUCAAGUCCAUUACACGGUCUCACAAAAGAAUCUCUACUUUCGGCAGAAGUUGAGUUAAUUAUGACUGUUGAGUGCAUCGUUGAACCGACAGGAAUGACAUUCCAGACAGGAACAUCAUUUCUUCCAAACGAAACGCUUUGGGGUCAUAAGUGA